CGCUCGCCAGCCAGCCUCCCUGCCCGGCUCUCCGGGGGCUUCGCGGUGGCUUUCUUUCCUCCGGCCGGAGGGAAGAGCGAGGAAUUUAAGGCAGGGGGACGCGGCCCGCGUGCCCGCAAGAAAGACCUUUCCCCGGGGCUGCAAAGGCUCUCGCUGGGCGUGGAUUUCUGCAGCAAGGGUGGUGUGUGUGUUCUUAAAUAACUCCGGUGGUAGGUUUAGCUCUGUGCUCUGCUCCAUUCCUGCCGAUUACUUGAAGACAAAGAGUUCUGUGAAGUGUGGAAGCUUGUGGUCAACUUCAUCUUCUGGAAGUUGCUUCACAAGAGGUCCUCCCAUCUGUAAUACUGGCUACUCCAAUCAUCACACGAGUCAGGCCACUGCCCCACCAAUAUGGCGGACGAAGACCUGAUCUUUCACAUCGAAUGCCUCGACAAUGGCAAGGUAACAAAAGCCGUCGCUGGGCAUUGCCAUGACGCCGAUAGCGAGGAUGAAGAUAAUUACUAUAUCUGCCCGAUAACAGACGACCCUGUCUUGAACAAGGCCUCUCAUGACAAAGUCAGCAGCUAUUACAGCAACUUGGCUAAAAAUGAGCAGUAUUCCUCCAGUUCGUCUCCUCGGAAUUCUUUCAAUAUCAAGGAAGCCUGGAAGCACGCCAUCGAGAAAGCUAAGCAUAUGCCUGAUCCCUGGGCGGAAUUUCACCUGGAGGAGAUUGAAACAGAAAACGCUAUGCGGUACAGAUACAACGCUGUGACUGGGGAGUGGGUCGAAGACGAGGUUCUGAUCAAAAUGGCUUCACAGCCGUUUGGUCGCGGAGCGAUGCGGGAAUGCUUCCGAACGAAAAAGCUGUCCAAUUUUUUGCACACUCAGAACUGGAAAGGUGCCUUUAACUACGUGGCCAAGCGAUACAUAGAAACGGUCAACAGGGAUGUGUACUUUGAGGACGUGCGGCUCCAAAUGGAGGCCAAGCUGUGGGGAGAAGAGUAUAACAGGCACAAGCCCCCCAAACAGGUGGACAUAGUUCAAACCUGCAUCAUCGAAAUGAAGAACAGGCCUGGCCAACCCCUGUUUCACUUGGAACACUACAUCGAGGGCAAAUACAUCAAAUACAACUCCAACUCAGGGUUCGUGCGGGACGACAACAUUCGCCUCACCCCGCAGGCUUUUAGCCAUUUCACAUUCGAACGCUCAGGGCACCAACUCAUCAUUGUCGACAUCCAGGGAGUGGGAGACCUUUACACGGACCCUCAGAUCCACACGGAGAGUGGCACCGACUUCGGAGACGGCAACCUGGGUGUGCGGGGGAUGGCCUUGUUUUUCCACUCCCACUCCUGCAACAAGAUCUGCCAAAGCAUGGGACUGACGCCUUUCGAUCUCUCCUCCAAAGAGAAGGACACCUUAUUUCGAAAUAACAAGCUGCUUGAAUCUGCUCAGACUGUCCUGCGAGGAACUGAAGAAAAAUGCGGCAGCAGCCGCGUGCGAACCAUCUCCGGCAGCCGGCCUCCUCUGCUUUUCCGUUUGUCCGAAAACUCCGGAGAUGAAAGUAUGAGCGAUGUGGCAUUUGACUCCUUGCCCUCUUCACCUUCUUCAGCAACGCCCCACAGUCAUAAACUUGAGCAUCUUCAUUGGCCUGUAUUCAAUGAAGUUGACAACUUGGUUCAGAAAGAUCACGAAGGCCUUGACAAUCAAAGGGACUGUGAAAAUGGAGGUGACAGUGGAUACCCCAGCGAAAAGAGAAGUGAACAGGAAGACAUGGAUCACCGGGAAAAAGGGCAUUCCAGCUGCAACCGGAGACAUGAAUCCGACGAAGACAGCCUGGGCAGCUCUGCAAGGAGAAAUGCUGUUGUAAAUAAGCCCUCUGUGACCUCUAAAACCAGCCCCUGGAGCAAACGGGUCAGUGUGGAGAAAUGGAAUCUCUACAACGCAGCCAGAGUUCACAUUCACAGACCCUCGUGUGUGGCGGUGGAAGUGCAAAGACUCAAUGCCUUGGAGCUUGAGAAGAAAAUUGGGAAGUCCAUCCUUGGGAAGGUUCACCUGGCCAUGGUUCGUUACCACGAGGCUGGCCGUUUCUGUGAGAAGGACAAGGAGUGGGAUGAGGAAUCGGCCAUUUUUCACCUGGAGCACGCAGCGGACUGCGGGGAGCUGGAAGCCAUCGUUGGUUUGGGACUCAUGUAUUCCCAGUUGCCCCAUCACAUUCUUUCCGAGGUCACGCUACAGGACAUGGAGGAAAAUAGAGUCAAAGGCUUCGAUUAUUUACGCAGAGCUGCGGAAGCCGGGGACCGCCCUUCUAUGAUCCUUGUGGCAAGAGCAUAUGAUACAGGCAUCAGCCUCGCUCCUGACAGACACCGGGACUGGAAGGAAGCCCUUCAUUGGUACAAUGCAGCGUUGAACAUGACCGAUUACGAUGAAGGAGGGGAAUAUGACGGAACCCAAGAUGAGCCCCGGUAUCUUUUCCUGGCCAGGGAAGCAGAGAUGUUGAUGACCGGAGGUUUGGGUCUGGACAAGGACCCACAGAGAUCAGGGGAGCUGUAUACCGAAGCCGCUGAAGUUGCUAUGCAAGCCAUGAAAGGCAGGUUGGCCAACCAGUACUACCAGAAAGCUGAAGAAGCCUGGGCCAUGAUGGAGGAGUGAAACUGGAAAAGACGGCGUUUCCUUGUGUAUAUAUAUCAGAGAGAUACAUUUUCUAAAAGACUCUCAUUUUGUUCAGGGUAGGGUGGGAAGAAAGAAAAAAAAAAGAUGUAUUUUUUAUGUGUUGUUAACUGAUUUUGUCUUUUUCUUAUGACGAUUUUUUCUAACUCCGUUCCAACUGAACGACAAACAGAAGCAGUAAAAUUAUAUACUGUGACUGACAUUUCAGAGCUGCAACGUCAAUUGCUGUGGAUAUUUUUUGUAAAAAUUCUCCGGGCAGGGAGAACUAUUUCUUCAUUUGGAACGAAAUAAAGCGGACCUCUGCUUAAAUGGCAUAUUUAUGGUGGGCAUGAUAGAAGGAUACGUCUUGUACACCUCUGAUCUCCAUCUCUGCCUUGCUCUGUUACAAAAUGCUAUUUAUAAUUCCUAUGGUUGGGCCUCUUUUGUUACAAGUUCGUACUUAUCUUGGGUUGAGAGUUGAUUCUCCAGGCUAGGACAUAGGUGUGAGAAUCUAGGUUGUGGAUAAUAGCCCUUCUACCCCGUAAUUUCUGAAUCUAUGGACAGGGGCAGGAGGACAAUAUAGACAUAGGAAAUCUUCCUCAGAACUAUUGUUUCUUCAUCUUUCAUUUUAUUAGGUUUAUAUCCUAUCCUUGCUCCAAGGAACUCAGAGUGGCUCCGUCUCCUUCCACCCCUUUAUUUUCACAACAAACUUGACCCUUGUCUUUGUUCCACACUCUUACUGCUAGACCGCACUGGUUCUCUCAAAGCAGCAGUUGCUAGUUAAUGAUGACACUCAAAGAUGGAGCUGCCUUCAUCAUGUGACCGCUGCCACCUUCAGUUUACGGAGCAGGAUGGGGGAAAAGUGAAAUAAAUAGAAGUUCAAACUAGCAUCUACUAAGCACUAUAUUAUUCAGCAGUGCCCUCCUCUGUGAGCAAGAUCCUUCUAUAAUGUUUACUGCAGCAAAGUUCUUAUGCAGUGUUGAUUAAAAGCUUGCUUAUGCAGGUUUAGUUCUUUAAUUCUUUUUGUUCAGUGCAGCUGGGGAGUUAAGGAUGAAUUGCCUAUUCAGCUUCUGUUCUCCAUGGCAGGGAGCUUUAAUUACUGGCUUUCUCAUAUUUUGUGUGUGUGUGUUUACUUUUCUAGCAAACCUGCAGAAUUUAAUAACAAUAAAACGAGGAAUUAAAGCUACCACCACCACCCUGCAGGGAACAGUAACUGAUGAAAUAAGGAGCAAUUAAGGUGCAAUUCAUGACUAAACAAUCAACUGUGCAGAACAGAAUGUAAUAAAGCAGCCAGAGACUGCAAACAGGAAGCUUUCAAUUAAAAGUACAUUAGCUCUUAAAAUCUCCACUAGUGCUUUGCCUGUGCACAAAUGGACAGAUUAUCAACUGCUAUUUCAUGUUAUUAUUUUAAAAAAUCUCCACAAAUCAAGUCUGAAAACUGAUGGAUUGCCAUUAUGUGCUAACCAGGUUAGUGAGAACAACACAGAAAAUCCUGGCAUGUCACAAUUUGAUCACAACAAUGUGAGAUUUACAUCCAAGUAAGCAUACAUAGGAUUGGAUUGAAAGUUUUCUGAUCACAUUCUGCAAGAUAGUACUAUAGUCUUGCUUGUUCAUCUAUGCAAGUAAUGCUUCUACAUUUGCUUCCAAAAUAGCAUUCUUUUAUGUGUUCACUUUAUUAGUGCUUAUGACAUCUUCAUUCCCAGGGCAGAUCUCUUGUCUCGUGUGAUAUCAAAAUAAUAUCAACAUAUAUACAUGGUCUUGAAAGAGAGCAGAUGAAGUGUGGUGUAGUGGCUAAAGUGUCAGACUGGGAGUCGGGAGAUCCGGGUUCUAGUCCCCACUCGGCCAUGGAAACCCCCCACUGGAUGAGUUUGGGCCAGUCACAGACUCUCAGCCCAACUCACCUCACAGGGUGGUUGUUGUGAGGAUAAAAUGGAGAGGAGGAGGAUUAUGUACGCCGCCUUGGGUUCCUUGGAGGAAAAAAGGCGGAAUAUAAAUGCAAUAAUACAUAAUACAUACAAUACAUUAAUCUGGACUGUACCACUUCAAAACCAUGACUGGGAUUGCACACAAUCAAAUGUUCCUCCAGACGAACAAAUCCCCUGAACAUAGAAAAGUAGACAUCAGGGAGAAGGUUAGGGCUAGAACCUCUCUCCAGGAAAUCUAGAUUUCUGCAUGCAGAGAUUACUUUUGUAUGGAGAAGCACCCAGUCAUCUGAAGUGCUAAAGUCCAGGCUACAUCCGCUGCAGGGAAGUCAAAGUCCUGUGGAUCUCCAUUCCUGAAGAUCUCUGUACCUUCCCUGUACUUGGCACAUCACAUGCUAUGCAUUUUUACUUCUUAUUUUUGCUGGAACCACCCUGGCUUUGGAUCAGACUGUUAAUUAACAUUGCUUCCCUUUACAGCAAACCCUUCAAGAGGUUAGAGCAAUUUAGAAGUAUAUCUACUACCUCUCUGUCCGUAGAAACGUUAACUUCUUCCUGUUACUAUCUUCAACGUUCAUUCAUGUUCAGAGUCACGAUACGAUAGAUGCUCACUACAGACUUUUUAUUUACUGCGUUCAUGUCUUUUUUGAAGAUGUCACUUGCCCCUGCUUUACUUAGUAACAAGCUUUAAAAGUGCUGUACCCCAACUUCUUGCUACCAGUGCUUCAUAUUGGUAUCUUUCGGGUAUCUUUUACAAUAAGGGAUGCUAGAAGGAUAUUGAUCGUUACUUACAAGUGCUCAGAACUUGUGGCGUUAUUACUGAUUUAUUGAGCUUGUUGCAAUGGCUUGAGUUCCUGUAUUAUGUUUACAUUACCCAGUGCAAAAGAGGAAGCAUGAAAAUGCUGUGAUGAGUACAUUUACAAUAAAUUUCUGAGAAUGAA
Molecule: messenger RNA, 5482 nt
Organism: Elgaria multicarinata webbii
Lineage: Eukaryota; Metazoa; Chordata; Lepidosauria; Squamata; Anguidae
Gene: EEF2K
Product: eukaryotic elongation factor 2 kinase
Exons: 20
Coding region: 388-2625 (745 amino acids)
Biological process (GO): protein phosphorylation; response to differentiation-inducing factor 1; myosin II filament disassembly
Molecular function (GO): calcium ion binding; calmodulin binding; elongation factor-2 kinase activity
Source: RefSeq, a predicted model, not a curated record